Messenger RNA from Aegilops tauschii subsp. strangulata, 916 nucleotides. Its product is annotated as actin-depolymerizing factor 2. The record is from RefSeq and is a predicted model, not a curated record. Gene Ontology annotation, cellular component: actin cytoskeleton. NCBI's taxonomy places the organism in Eukaryota, Viridiplantae, Streptophyta, Magnoliopsida, Poales, Poaceae. Gene Ontology annotation, molecular function: actin binding. Gene Ontology annotation, biological process: actin filament depolymerization.
AUGAACGCACGCCCCGUUUUCUGAUUCAGACUCCUCCUCCUCGCCACACCAACAGACGCAGCCAACAGCGCUCCCUCUGAAAAAAAGGGAAGAGAACAGCAACGGGAAUAAUCUCGUCUCCUUUCCUCCUCAACCCGUCCGCGUACGAUCGACGCGGAGGCGCCGCCCGUCCCCCCCUCCGACCCGACCCGACCCCAUGGCGUUCAUGCGCACCUCCUCCAAUGCAUCCUCUGGCAUGGGAGUUGCUCCUGAUAUCAGGGAGACAUUCCUGGAGCUUCAGAUGAAGAAGGCAUUUCGCUAUGUCAUCUUCAAAAUAGAAGAAAAGCAAAAGCAGGUUGUUGUGGAGAAGACGGGGGCUACAACUGAGAGUUAUGAUGAUUUCCUGGCUUGUCUCCCAGAGAAUGACUGCAGAUAUGCCCUUUAUGAUUUUGACUUUGUUACUGGGGAGAAUGUGCAGAAAAGCAAGAUUUUCUUCAUUGCCUGGUCCCCUGACACAUCCCGCAUCCGCGCCAAGAUGCUGUACUCCACCUCCAAGGACCGCAUCAAGCAGGAGCUCGACGGGUUCCACUACGAGAUCCAGGCAACUGACCCGACCGAGGUGGAGCUCGAUGUCCUCCGCGACCGGGCGCACUAGGGCGGAUCCAUGAUCACCUGUGGGCUUCAGCCGGAUGCAAAUCCAUGCUGUCCGUGGUAAUGCUGUUGCCGCAGUGCUGUUAAUAAGACAGAUAUAUCCAGGUUUCCUGUAAAACGUAAGAGUAUCAUUCAGCUGUUAUGCAUGGCUCUAGCUGAUGAAGUGUUGUCCGAGGUCUCUACUCGUAUGAUGUCGGAGCCUGUAAACGCAAGAAACACCCCUUGAAAAACGCAUGUGUUGUGGUAUUAAUACUGGUUUGCUAGGCUUGGAUUCUCCUGAAUGCUA